AUGAACGGACCUCGUCCUUCAAUACGUGCAUUUCUAUGUGACCUUCCAUCGCUGCGAACUGAUACAAAAGUCCGCUUCUUGGGCUGUGUAAGGCAUUACGAUGUCAAUACAGGCCAUCUUGUCCUAGAGCACAACUAUCCGUGGCAGAAAGAAGGACCUCAAUCGGUCUCGGUCGAUGUCAACGCGGUGCUGCAGGACCUCUCAUCAGAGGAGCUUCGAGUUGGCGCAUGGUUGAAUGUCAUCGGUUACAUCCGAGAAUCGGCAUCGCCGACCCUGUCCUUUACUUCCUCGCAAUUGAACUCCUCGCAGCCUCAUGAUGAACCUGAAGUGGCUUCAGUGCCGACGAGAGUCGCGCCUCGACCAGUGCAUGUUGAUGCCGUAAUGGUGUUUUCUGCGGGCGCCAUCGCACUUGGGGAGUAUGAGCGUAUCCUCCGCAAUGCCCAGGAUGUUGAACGACGAAUGCGUGUGUCUGGAUAA
This is a messenger RNA of Penicillium diatomitis, 477 nucleotides long. Its product is annotated as nuclear telomere cap complex subunit Ten1. NCBI's taxonomy places the organism in Eukaryota, Fungi, Ascomycota, Eurotiomycetes, Eurotiales, Aspergillaceae. The record is from RefSeq and is a predicted model, not a curated record. Gene Ontology annotation, biological process: telomere capping. Gene Ontology annotation, cellular component: CST complex. Gene Ontology annotation, molecular function: single-stranded telomeric DNA binding. The transcript is spliced from 2 exons. The coding region runs from base 1 to 477 and encodes 158 amino acids.